Molecule: messenger RNA, 1128 nt
Organism: Scedosporium apiospermum
Lineage: Eukaryota; Fungi; Ascomycota; Sordariomycetes; Microascales; Microascaceae
Product: Phospho-2-dehydro-3-deoxyheptonate aldolase
Exons: 3
Coding region: 1-1128 (375 amino acids)
Biological process (GO): aromatic amino acid biosynthetic process
Cellular component (GO): cytoplasm
Molecular function (GO): 3-deoxy-7-phosphoheptulonate synthase activity
Source: RefSeq, a predicted model, not a curated record
AUGCCCGGCGUAGAAAUCACCCCCCUUCAGGCCGAUGACACUCGGAUUCUUGGCCAGGAUCCUUUGAUCCCCCCUGCGCUUCUUGCGUCCGAGAUUCCCAUGACGCAGUCCGCCCUCGAGACCGUCGUCAAUGGCCGCCGCAACGCCGCCAAUAUCGUCCUGGGCAAGGAUGACCGCCUUCUCGUCAUCGUCGGCCCCUGCUCCAUUCACGACCCCCAGACCGCCGUCGAGUACUGCGAGCGCCUAAAGGCCGUCGCCUCCAAGCUCACCGAGGACCUCGUCAUCGUCAUGCGUGCCUACCUCGAGAAGCCCCGCACCACCGUCGGCUGGAAGGGCCUCAUCAACGACCCUGAUAUCGACCAGACCUUCAAGAUCAACAAGGGCCUCCGUGUCUCCAGGCAGCUCUUCAAGGACCUCACGGCCUCGGGCAUGCCCAUUGCCAGCGAGAUGCUCGAUACCAUCUCCCCCCAGUUCCUCGCUGACUUCAUCUCCGUCGGCGCCAUCGGUGCCCGCACCACCGAGUCUCAGCUUCACCGCGAGCUGGCCUCGGGUCUUUCUUUCCCCGUCGGUUUCAAGAACGGCACCGACGGUAACCUCGGCGUCGCCAUUGACGCCAUUGGCGCCGCUGCUGCCCGCCACCACUUCAUGGGUGUGACGAAGCAGGGUCUCGCUGCCAUUACCCGUACCAAGGGUAACGAACACGGUUUCGUCAUCCUCCGUGGUGGAAACAAGGGCCCCAACUACGACAAGGAGAGUGUGCAGGCUGCGAAGGCUGCGCUUAUCAAGAAGAACCAGAAGACUGCCAUCAUGAUUGAUUGCUCUCAUGGUAACUCCAACAAGGACCAUCGCAACCAGCCCAAGGUUGCCUCCGUCGUUGCUGAGCAGCUCCGUGAGGGUGAGACCUCCAUCAUCGGCGUCAUGAUCGAGUCCAACAUCAACGAGGGCAACCAGAAGGUCCCCGCUGAGGGCCCCGCCGCUCUCCAGAAGGGUGUCAGCAUCACGGAUGCCUGCAUCAACUGGGAGAACACGGUAACUUCGCUCGAGGAGCUCGCUGAGGCUGUACGCGCCCGCCGCGCUGUCAACGCCGCCAAGGCUUCGAACGGAGCUUCUAACGGCCAGUCGGCUUAA